CGUGGGUGGAUCCUCCGAGAGUUGCUGGUCCUCCGCACCGUACUACUCUACACCCACAGCCAAGACCCCCCACAGCCUUAAAUCACAAAAAGGACAGCGCUGUGCUAGAAGAGCUCGAAUGCACAACAGAAACUGAGGAGCUAUUGAAUAGCUCCUCAGUUUCUGACUGAUUUUUCUUCAGCUAUGAACACCGCAUGUUUUGGGCUGCAAUGGGCAUCCUCACGGCGUACCACCCAUCCAGAGGAAAUCGCCAAUUCACCCUUCGGCAUCUUCGACCUCUAUCUACCCGUUCUUCAUGGUGAAUCCUGUUCAAAACCCCCUGGGUCGCCUUCUAUCAGAAAUCAUAUCGCGGUCUGGGGAGAUCUCCGUUUUGGAUUGGGUAGGAAAGGCAUCAACUUUUCACAGCUGUCUCCCGACCUACUUCACCUCGUACCGUGCAUUGCCUUCGUCACCAGUCCCAAACCCGAGGCAGAAAGACGUGCGUUGGCGAUGGCUCGGGGGUCUGCGUCAACCGAAGUACUGCGAAAGCUGCAUAGCUCACUCGCUGAGUCGGCACACCCACGAUUCAUCGGUCGCCACAUUAUAUUGCCUUGCUUCGACCAGUGUUACAAUGUGGAGUGCCCAAACACGGAAAAACCCGUGAAUGCUGCAGAACUCAUGAUGCUGUACAACAUAGCGCAAGCAAGGGCAAUUUCGAGGACCUUGCGGACACCUAUGUCACGGAAUCCUGACACAUUCGAGAUGAUUUGACACACCUCCAUAGAGAAGGUGGUCGCUUCAACAAUAGUGGAAACUUUGCUAGCUUCCAAGUCCACUGAAUUGUUGAAUUCCUUGGCACAUCUGCAAAACUACCCGAGGGGAUGAGCAGCGUAUGGAUACCUUCGUUUGCAAGUGACUUGUCGUAAGACUCCUUUCGCGCUUGGUGAAAUACUUAUU
Molecule: messenger RNA, 936 nt
Organism: Pisolithus orientalis
Lineage: Eukaryota; Fungi; Basidiomycota; Agaricomycetes; Boletales; Pisolithaceae
Exons: 2
Coding region: 184-750 (188 amino acids)
Source: RefSeq, a predicted model, not a curated record